Messenger RNA from Myotis davidii, 2048 nucleotides. It is a transcript of the gene FBXL16, whose product is annotated as F-box and leucine-rich repeat protein 16. The record is from RefSeq and is a predicted model, not a curated record. The coding region runs from base 533 to 1984 and encodes 483 amino acids. Gene Ontology annotation, molecular function: protein binding. Gene Ontology annotation, cellular component: SCF ubiquitin ligase complex. Lineage: Eukaryota; Metazoa; Chordata; Mammalia; Chiroptera; Vespertilionidae. The transcript has 7 exons. Gene Ontology annotation, biological process: SCF-dependent proteasomal ubiquitin-dependent protein catabolic process.
GAGGAGGCGCCCGCCCGGCUCCCUGCAAAGCGGCCUUAUUUAUCUGGGCACAGCCUCAGCCUCCCGGUGGGAGGCUUGGGGCAGCCGAUCCUCUCCCACCGGGGAGCUCCUCUGGGGUGAGGCCGAAGUGACCAGCCAGGCCGGGGCGCCGGGCGCGGGGUGCGGCCGGGCCCUGCCGGCCAGGCCAGCACCUCCGCCGCCUUCCCGCUUCACCGGCUCUCAUGCCGGGCUCCCAAUGACGGGAGGAAGCCCGGCGAACAGCGUGGCAUGAGCCAGGAGCCCGGGCCGAGAUUCUGAGCUACAGAACCUCCUGUAGCCACUGAGAUUCUCAGGGGCUGGUGUGGGCAUCUCAAGAGGACUGGAACUACUCCAGAGCCGUGCCAGCGCCCCGCCGUGGAGAGGCCAGAGACUGCCCUAAACCCUCUCCCUUAGCUAUGCCGCCCCCGUACAGUGGAGGUAGGCCUGGCAGGCACGGAUGGCGGGCAUCGGAGUAGCAAAGGUGAAGAGAACAGUAACGGAGUGACGGAGGAAGAUGUCCAGCCCCGGAGUCGACGGCGACCCCAAGCCCCCAUGCUUGCCUCGAAAUGGCCUGGUGAAGUUGCCAGGCCAGCCCAACGGUCUGGGUGCAGCCAGUAUCACCAAGGGUACACCCGCCGCCAGGAACCGCCCCUGCCAACCACUGCCCCCACCCACUCUCCCACCACCCAGCCUGGCUGCCCCGCUGCCCCGGGCUGCCCUGGCUGGGGGCCUAUGCCCCCCAGCAGGGAUCCCCCUUGGUGGACCAGCCUCAGCCCCUGCACCUGGGCCCCCGGUGGAGCGGCCGCCACUGGCCACAGAUGAGAAGAUCCUCAAUGGCCUCUUCUGGUACUUCUCGGCCUGCGAGAAGUGCGUGCUGGCCCAGGUGUGCAAGACCUGGCGGCGCGUGCUCUACCAGCCCAAGUUCUGGGCGGGCCUCACACCUGUGCUGCACGCCAAGGAGCUUUACAACAUGCUGCCGGGUGGUGAAAAGGAGUUCGUGAACCUGCAGGGCUUUGCGGCACGCGGCUUUGAAGGCUUCUGCCUAGUGGGCGUCUCCGACCUGGAUAUCUGUGAGUUCAUCGAUAACUACGCCCUGUCCAAGAAGGGCGUCAAGGCCAUGAGUCUCAAGCGCUCCACCAUCACUGACGCUGGCUUGGAGGUGAUGCUGGAGCAGAUGCAGGGCGUGGUGCGCCUUGAGCUGUCCGGCUGCAACGACUUCACGGAGGCGGGGCUGUGGUCCAGCCUGAGUGCCCGCAUCACCUCGCUGAGCGUGAGCGACUGCAUCAACGUGGCGGACGACGCCAUCGCGGCCAUCUCGCAGCUGCUGCCCAACCUGGCCGAGCUGAGCUUGCAGGCCUACCACGUGACGGACACGGCGCUGGCCUACUUCACGGCGCGCCAGGGCCACAGCACCCACACGUUGCGCCUGCUCUCCUGCUGGGAGAUCACCAACCACGGUGUGGUCAACGUGGUGCACAGCCUGCCCAACCUCACAGCACUCAGCCUUUCCGGCUGUUCGAAGGUCACUGAUGACGGCGUAGAGCUCGUGGCUGAGAACCUGCGCAAGCUGCGCAGCCUCGACCUCUCCUGGUGCCCGCGCAUCACUGACAUGGCCCUGGAGUAUGUGGCCUGCGACCUGCACCGGCUGGAGGAGCUGGUGCUGGACAGGUGUGUGCGCAUCACGGACACGGGCCUCAGCUAUUUAUCUACCAUGUCGUCCCUCCGCAGCCUCUACCUGCGAUGGUGCUGCCAGGUGCAGGACUUCGGGCUGAAGCACCUCCUGGCCAUGAGGAGCUUGCGUCUCCUGUCUCUGGCAGGAUGCCCACUGCUGACCACCACCGGGCUGUCGGGCCUAGUGCAGCUGCAGGAGCUGGAGGAACUGGAGCUGACUAACUGCCCCGGGGCCACCCCCGAACUCUUCAAGUACUUCUCGCAGCACCUGCCCCGCUGCCUCGUCAUCGAAUAGCGUGGGGUCUCCUCGCCCCGGUCGCUGGAACCCGCCUGGCUCUGGGCGGGGACCCGAGGGCUAC